This is a messenger RNA of Nerophis lumbriciformis (worm pipefish), 1689 nucleotides long. The record is from RefSeq and is a predicted model, not a curated record. Lineage: Eukaryota; Metazoa; Chordata; Actinopteri; Syngnathiformes; Syngnathidae.
AUGCUCUCCUCCGACCUGGACUCUGCGGAAGACAGCGAGGCCAGCGCGCUCAAUGAUGCCGAGGAAGAGGAGCAGGAAGCGGACACUCCAGCCGAGAGUGAUGUGGGGGAGCAGCGUCCAGCCAAGCAGUCUUUGGGUGCCUGCGUGUGCCGCGAAUCUCACUGGCGCUGCUUGCUGCUCUCCCUGCUGAUGUACAGCUGCCUCGGCGCAGUCAGCUGGUGCCAACUAAGCCGCGUCACCAAGAUCAGCUUCAACUCGGCCCUCACCUUCACGGCUUCCUUCUCCUCGUCCUUGCAGAGGGGACACCACCCCGGAGGUCACUCCAUGAUCUACCACGACAGCCCUUGCUCAGACGGCUACAUCUACAUCCCUUUGGCCUUCCUUCUCAUGCUCUACAUCUUGUACAUGGUAGAGUGCUGGCAUUGCCGGGCCCGCAGCGAGCUCCAGUGCAAAGCGGACGUGGACAACGUCUACGAACGCGUGGCGCAAAUGCGGCAGGCGGAGCCGUGCAUUUGGUGGAAAGCCAUAAGCUAUCACUUUGUGCGCAGGACGCGUCAAGUGACCCGCUACCGCAACGGGGACGCCUACACCACCACGCAGGUGUACAACGAGAGAGUCAAUACGCACGUGGCGGAGGGCGAGUUCGACUACGGUCGCUGCGGGAUGAAAGACGUGUCCCGUGAUCUGAGAGGGUUGGAGGAGCAUCCGACGACUCGCCUGCAGUUCACCAAAUGUUUCAGUUUCACCGAGGCGGGGCCGGAGAACGAUUACCUCAACCAGCGGGCUCGGUUCUUCUCGGAAAUCGAAGGUUUGGAUGAUUACAUGGAGGCCAGGGAGGGGAUGCAGCUCAAGAACGUGGACUUCAGGGAGAACCUUAUCGCUUUCGUGCAUCCGGAUAAGAUGCCUUGGUACACCUCGCAAGUAGCCUUCUGGCUAGCUGCUCUCUUUAUGCUCUCGUGGCCUCUGAGGGUGCUUAUCGAGUACCGCACGGCGUACGUGCACUAUCGCGUUGAGAAACUGUUUGGAAUGGACUACAUUUGCAGCAGUGACUCUCCUCUGGAUGAAGAUGGGAACGUUAGCUGCGCUAUUCCCAGAGUUGACACGCUGGACAGCACGGAGUUGGAGUGGCAUAUUCGCUGCAACCGCCAGGUGAUUCCUAGUUACUCCGAGGCUAUGCUGAUCAACAUGAGCGCGGCCGACUCGCCGCUCGGCACUGAAUGCACCACGUCUUCCAACUGCUAUCUCCUGGAUAGCAGCCCCACCACGCAGAGCUACGGGGCCCUCCAGUCGGGGAGGGAAGGCGGACGCGGUAGGACGAGGAGGAGGACCGUCACUAGCUCCAGCUGCUCUUCUCUCUUCUCCUGCCAGGGAAACCGCUUCCGAUCCCGCCUUUCAUCGGCCACGUCCCGCUUCUCCUUGUGCCGCAUGUACGGGUCGCGUCGCACGGUGGCGCUAUGGAGGAGCCGCAGCAGCAACAUGACGGACCCCUGCUGCGCGGACGAGCAGGGGCGCCGGUCGGACUCAAGCCAGCUGGCACUCAGCGACAGUCCGCCUAAUUACAGCGAUGCGAGAUUCUUCCCGGUGCUGAUAGUGCAUGGACCUGACGGGUGUGGGGGCGAGGAUGGCGCAGGGGGGCAACAGCAUUGUUACAUACGACGGGGCUCGUCAUGUGUGGAGACAGCCCUGUGA